AAUGCGCCCUGGGGAUAACCAGGAGUUGUCUGACCUUUACCAAGAUCUCAACAUUUUUUGCGUUGUAACAUUUGCAUUCAAUUAUAAAGUCUGUUGACCCCGAGAAAGACACGGGAAAUGACCACAGUUUUGAUUGCAAUUGAUGAGAGUGAUUUCGCAGAAAAUGCCUUCAAAUGGUAUGUGGCGAACUUUCAUAAAUCUGACAGCAGGUUGAUCCUGCUACACGUCAUAGAAAACCUGGGGAUCACAGAUAUGAGUCCAGCCCGGUAUAUUGAGUGUCAGAAAGAGGCUCGACAGAAAGCGGACAGUCUGAAACAAAGAUAUACGACCAUGUCAAGUGAACUAGGGGUUGAAUCUGAUAUCCAAAUUAAAACAGCAGACAAACCCGAGCAUGCCAUCGUGGACACUGCGGACAAAGAAAAGGUAGCUUACAUUGUCACCGGAAGUCGGGGGAUGGGUUUGAUCAGACGGACGAUACUGGGCAGCACUAGUGACUAUAUUGUCCAUCACGCACACUGUCCUGUUCUUAUCUGCAAACGCCAGUGAGAAAGACAGACAUGAAAACUCUGUAACACGUGUAACCUUAGGUAUAAAUCUUAAUUGUAAUCACUGUGUAUUUCAUGAUAAGAACUUAUUUACAUAUUUACACUGUGUUUGUUUCAAUUGAAUUAUCGUUAUAUUUGAUUGUGCAUGUGGUACUCAAAAGGAAUGACUGUUCAGACUUAAUCGUUAUUCAAGCUUUUCUUUAUUUUACUGCGUGAAUAUGCCGUUAUAGUAUAUUCGGACUUUCAUAGCCUGUAUCAACUUAAUGAAGUUUAUAAUUUUUAUGAUAAGCUAUUAAAGGCGCAUUUAUCUACAGAAAUGCCCAUUGUAAAUCAAUACACUAGCUAGUAAACAAAAAUAGCACACUUCGGAAACUUCCCAGUCUACCUCAUGUAAAUUGUAUAUGCAGUUCACGAUUGUCUUUAUUGAAAUUAGUGAAGUUAACGUUUGUUUUGUAUAUAAAACAUCUUAUUCAGAAUAAAGAUAUGAAUAUGUUA
Molecule: messenger RNA, 1040 nt
Organism: Ostrea edulis (European flat oyster)
Lineage: Eukaryota; Metazoa; Mollusca; Bivalvia; Ostreida; Ostreidae
Exons: 4
Coding region: 118-546 (142 amino acids)
Source: RefSeq, a predicted model, not a curated record